Molecule: messenger RNA, 5556 nt
Organism: Melanotaenia boesemani (Boeseman's rainbowfish)
Lineage: Eukaryota; Metazoa; Chordata; Actinopteri; Atheriniformes; Melanotaeniidae
Gene: mmp16b
Product: matrix metallopeptidase 16b (membrane-inserted)
Exons: 12
Coding region: 302-2200 (632 amino acids)
Biological process (GO): proteolysis; skeletal system development; collagen catabolic process
Cellular component (GO): extracellular matrix
Molecular function (GO): zinc ion binding; metalloendopeptidase activity
Source: RefSeq, a predicted model, not a curated record
UCGGGAGGGAGCCUAUCUUGCGCAGACUGGGUAGCUACUGUACCUACAUGGCCAUUGAUGCUGCUGGAUAGAUGUAGUCCCUGAUGUAAAUAAGAAUGGCGAGGAUGGCGGACCUAACAUGCCGUGAUAUCUCUGCUUGACAUCGGAACCUUUUUAACGCCGUCUGGAUUUUAUAAAACGCGGGGUCCCAUUCUCUCGAAUUCAGCUCAAUCUGCCUUGACAGCUCGCCCGAUGGUUUUCAUUUGACACAAAGCAGACGGGCGGAUUCUCCUAAUAAACACUCGGGAAAAAACAGGUCAUUAUGACCUUAGUAUCCGCCGGUAAAAGAAAGCCAUCGGAUUGCUAUUACACGGCAGCAUUCUGCUUGCAUCUUUUGCUUUGGAUUUCGCGUGCCGUGUCCGGAGAGGGGUAUGAUCGGUUCAGCGUUGAGAAAUGGCUACAGAGGUACGGCUACCUUCCCCAUACAAAACCGGGAAUGUCUGUCCUGCUUUCAGCCCAAACCAUGCACUCAGCAAUUGCUGCCAUGCAGCGCAUCUAUGGCCUCAAUGUCACAGGGACACUGGAUGAGGAAACUAAGGAUGAUAUCACGCUAAGUUGGAUGCAAAAACCACGUUGCGGAGUACCGGACAAAAUCGAAAGUGCCACAAGGUCACGAAUGCGGAGAUACGCGCUGACAGGACAAAAGUGGCAGCGUACACACAUAACCUACAGUAUAAAAAAUGUCACACCAAAGGUAGGGGCCCGUGAGACUCAUGAUGCCAUCCGGCGGGCAUUUGAUGUGUGGCAGGGUGUGACUCCUCUGCGCUUUGAGGCUGUUCCAUACAGUGCCCUGGAGACUGGCAGGCGUGACGUGGACAUCACUAUCAUCUUUGCUUCGGGUUUUCAUGGUGACAGUUCACCCUUCGAUGGGGAGGGAGGAUUCCUCGCACAUGCCUAUUUUCCAGGUCCAGGCAUUGGUGGGGACACGCACUUUGAUUCAGAUGAGCCUUGGACCCUGGGGAACCCUAACCAUGAUGCUCUGUGGAGGUUACCUCUGGACCAGAAGGCAGCAAGCAAUGACCUGUUCUUGGUUGCUGUUCAUGAGUUGGGCCAUGCCCUCGGACUGGAGCACUCCAACGACCCCACUGCUAUCAUGGCACCUUUCUACCAGUACAUGGACACAGAGAACUUCAAACUACCUCAUGAUGACCUGCAGGGCAUCCAGAAAAUCUAUGGACCACCAGAUAGAGCUCCACAGCCAACCAGGCCUCCACCAACAGUCCCUCCUCCUCGCUUCCAUCCUCCCUCAGACCCCCGGAAGCACGAUCGCCAUGUCAGACCCCAUCGCCCACCACAGGGGUCAAAACCGUCCAACCCCAACUCCAAACCAAACAUCUGUGAUGGAGGCUUCAACACUCUGGCCAUCCUCCGACAGGAACUUUUUGUGUUCAAGGAUCAGUGGUUCUGGAGGGUACGAGACAACUCAGUAGUCCCUGGCUACCCCAUGCAGAUAAAUUACUUCUGGAAAGGCUUGCCUCCAAAAAUUGAUGCUGUGUAUGAAAAUAGUGAGGGAAAGUUUGUCUUUUUUAAAGGAAACCGUUUCUGGGUAUUCAAGGACACAACUCUCCAGCCUUCGUACCCUCAGGACAUCUCUCUGUUUGGGAGUGGAAUGCCCACACAGAGUAUCGAGACAGCCGUCUGGUGGGAAGAUGUUGCCAAGACCUACUUCUUCAAAGGAGACAGAUACUGGAGGUAUAAUGAGGACAUGAGGACCAUGGACCCCGGUUACCCUAAACCCAUCACCAUCUGGAAGGGCAUCCCUGACUCACCACAGGGGGCUUUUGUGGAUAAAGCUAAUGGCUUCACCUACUUUUACAAGGGGAAGGAGUACUGGAAGUUCAACAACCAGCUCCUUCGUGUGGAGCCUGGCUACCCAAGGUCCAUUCUGCGGGACUUCAUGGGCUGUGACGGCCUACCUGCUGACCCUGACUGGGACUGGAGUCCCCCCGUGGCAGAGGAGCGCCACUACGACAACGGUGACGUAGAUGUCGUCAUCAAACUGGAUGGUGUAGGGGGUACAGAGAAAGCUGUGGCCAUUGCCAUCCCCUGUGUUCUGGCACUGUGCAUGAUGGUCCUCCUCUACACCAUUUUUCAGUUUAGGAGGAAGAGUACACAACGCCACAUACUAUACUGCAAGCGCUCCAUGCAGGAGUGGGUCUGAGGGACUGUUACUGCACUGUAAAGAGAGGAGUGUGAAGCUUUGAUAAAGGCUCAGUACAUGAGGUUUGCCAUGUUGGCAGUUUUCAGAGCUGCUGGAAUUUGUAACAUGCAAGCUGCAAGGAAGGGAAGCGAUCAGCAGAACUCAAUGAAGACAGUGAUGGAGCCACAUCUCCUUUGUCCAACUAAUAUGUAUGUAUCUGCUUUGACCUUUUCUGUAUCUUGGAAUGAACUCAAUUUAGUGAGAAAGAAUUAUGCUCCUGUAAGUGGGACCUUUGUCUAUCCCCAUCACUGCAUGCCGCUUAAAAAGCCCUUAGCACUAACUUCAGUGGACAAAUUAGAUUUAGGAUAUUACUUUACUUUUAUUUCUUGAUUAAAUUGCCCUGGGCUGUGCUUUUUUUUGUUUUUCAGUUUAGGGUUUUGGUAAAAAAAAAUUAUUCAUUGUGUGGAGGAGUGAUACACAAACCAAAUAUGACCUUUUCUUCCAAAGAGGAUUACUGCUCAGUGUUGUUUUUGAUUGGAUAUUUUUCCUCCUUGGAUCAAACAUUGUGGAUCAGACUCUGAUUUCCCUUUGCCAUUUCUGUUCAUAUACAUCCAUCUGCUCUGUAACCUAUUUGGAGAGAAAGCAGCUGUAAGCAGGAGCUAGUAACUCAAGACUACUCAAGACUGUUGGGGCGGUCUUUCUCCAAAACAGGGGCCAAAACCCUCUCUGCAAUAUUUAUGAGACUGCCUUAAUCACAGACUGCUUAACUUCUGUCUGUCUCUGUUUCUCUGGUGUGGAAGUUGGAUACUGAGUGGCACAGAAGGAAUAUGUAAACUCAUGUGUGAAGUCAUUAAUUAGUGCCCACAAUGCAACUUUAAACCAGUAGUUAAGGACAGUUUGAUCCACAACAGGCUAAUUGUUCAUGGAAAUGUCAGCUGCCAAAGAUCAGCUUUCAUUUACUGCCUCACUGGAGGGUGUGAGAGAGAAUGGGAAGGUUAGUUAUGCCUGUGCGUUUGUGUGUGUGUGUGUGUGUUUGAAAGAGAAUAUUUCCCCACAUCAUUUAUAUAUGGUACUGUAAUUUCUGUUAUUGAACAGCUAACAUCCUGCUUUUCUUUGUGUCUUUUUGUUUUUUCUUUUCAAAUUUUGUACAAAGUUUGAGUUUGAUAAAAUUUUUCAAAAAGAGCUUGACACAAAGAAUGAGACGAACAAGAGACAAGAGGGUAAAGAAACUAACAGAAAAUCAUCCAUGCGUCUUUAUUUUCCAGAAACACAUCUGCCUUGUGUCAGUGUUCAAUGCUAUUGCACAGAUUGCUCAACAUACACACUUCAGCAAGUAGCAAAAACAGGUCUUGAUGAAUUACACUGCUGUUAAGAAGGCAGCAUUUAUCAACAGUAAUUAGAAAUAAUUUGAGGAAAUAACAAAGCUUACUUUUGGCAGAAUUUUGGACUUUAGGGAAAAGAGUUAAAAAAGAGUGUUGCCUGUGUGUUUUGUAAUAGAGCCAGGCUGUUUUAUGUACUGUAACUGUAAGUAAGCAAUAUGCAAAUACUAUACAUAGCCUACAGUAUGCUACAUUAACAAAUUGCUGUUAAAUGUUUAUAACCACUUCCAUAUUGUUGGAUAUAACAGAACAAACUAGCAAAGUCUGAUGACCCACAUUUCAGAUCUGUUUUAUGAGACAUGAUGUCUCAAAUAUAGACAAGCUCACACACACAUACACACAGAUAUAUAUUUAAAUACAUAUAAAACAUCAUAAGUGAAUAUUGUUAUAUGUUUUAACCAUUUAAUCAGGCAAAUAUGGUAAUCAGUUUGGUGUAAGAUAGAAAAAAAGAAGACACUGAGGUAAGAACAAGCUAAAUUGAGAUUUUUUUUAUUGUCAUUUAUACAUAUUGUGUUGCAAAAACACCAUACAACAUGAUGAUACUGAUGAAACGAGCUGUCUUGGAGUUGCUUUUGGCCUGCCAUACAGUUAACAGUGUGACCAUGUCGUAAAGCAUUUUCUCAGUUUUCCAGAUGAGGUCUGUGAGCUUUCAUGAAGUGAUUCUCUUUUUUUUUUUUUACUUUGUGCUCAUCGUUUUUUAUUUACUUGAAAAGGUCACCAAUAUGAUAUCUGACCGAUUUUUCCACUUAUACUGAGGCAUCAGCGUUUUAUAACAUAUCACAGUUUUAACAUGUUCUUAUCUUCCACUCAUUUCAAUGAGAAUUGUUGAACUGUGGCUCAUGGGGAUGAGAAUUUAUCCAUCAUCAUUUGUAACUGAUAAAAACUUACAUACAGUAAAGGGCAAUGCAUGCAGGUGUUACGCUGGGAUGUCAUUCUUUCAUAUCUGUUGACCAUUGCUCUUGUACCAGUCUCUCCCUUUAUGGUAAAUAACUAAUUCAAUCAGCCUUGCAGGUUUCUGCUGGAUGCAUUGACAGAUUUCAGUUGGUAAUACUUUAUGAUACAUGCAAAAUGGCUUCCAGUGUAUCCUUGCUGUUCUAAACUGUUCUAAAAUGUAACUAGAGGAACAGCUUUGAUUGGCUGAAUUCCUCUGCAUAUCAGUCCAUGUUGAUGCAUGAGUGCUGUAAUUUAAAGUGGAAAGAAAGCCUUUGGUGUUGUGUGUGAUAUUGUAUCAAUUUGUAUGUUUGUGAUGAGGGUCUGAUGGCUCCAUAGAGUGCAAAUUAAACAGGCCAGAGGGUUAAGUAGGUACUAUAUAUAUAUAUUGCCGUAUUUAUUCCUGUGUGCUCAGCACUUCACAUCUUGCAUUGCAUUGUAUCAUGGGAAAGAAGCUGUCAAUAAAGUUAAAGUUAAAAUGCAAUAUUUUUUCUACUCUCACAGCUACCAAGUAAUCUUUUUCUUUCUGUUUCUGCUUCAACAACAAACCAGUUUUUUUUAUUUUACCUGGUAGAAAUAAUUCCAACUUUUAGAAACUAUACACAUUCAGAACAGUGUAAAGAUUUGUAAUUUAUAUGAAAAGCAGGAAGUCUCAUUGCAUUGAUCCUCAUUUUCUUUCUUUUUAAUUUAGUCUGCCUUGACACUUGCUGCUAAGCAUUAGGGCUAAUCUGGAGUGUCAUUCAAGGAAGUGGAUGGGACUGAUUAGACAGCACUCAAUACACCAGAGAGGUGAAAGGAAUAAAGGAGACAAGGAACAAUCUCUGCACUCUAGAUGCCAUACACAGUUAUGUGCAGUAAGUUGCACAGAGUAUGAGAGGCUAAAAUAUUGCAUAGUAUGUAUAUAUGGUAUCAGCCAGGCUGUAUAUUGUCUGCUUUGGACAAUUUUGUUUUUAAUCCACUGAUUUAAUGGAUAAAGAAAAUGCUGUGUGUUGUAAAUAAAACAAGUGCAUAAUAAAUGUGUCUGGCUGUUGUACUCUGAUGCAAACAUUUGAUUUUAAUACUGGUGAU